This is a messenger RNA of Paramecium pentaurelia, 1557 nucleotides long. The record is from the annotation of a GenBank genome assembly. Lineage: Eukaryota; Ciliophora; Oligohymenophorea; Peniculida; Parameciidae.
AUGAAGAAAAUUUCAAAUCAGUUAAAAAAUGUUGACUUUUUCAGCGUAACAUACUCCCCUGCCAUAUCAGAUGGACUUAAUUAUAACCAUUCUAGUGUUAUUGGUGGAAUUAUCUCCAUGAUAAUCGGUGCUUUAAGUUUAAUCUAUUGUAUAUACUAUAUGUAUAUGUGGUGGAGUUAUUAGCUAUUGCCAAAAGUUACAGAAGAUAUAAACAAUUUUUAGGAGGAUACUGAUUUUGGUUUCAUCAAUAAUAGAAUGCAGGUAAUUGCAUAUGAUAAUAGUGGAUUAUCUCAGAUUAAUCCAUUUAAAAGUGAUGAGAUUAUCUUGAUGCCAUUAAUAAUAGAUCUUGAUGUUGGCAAUUUUGAACCUCUAAUUAGUAAUAUUACAGAUGAAUAACUACUGGAUAUAAAUAUUAAGAUGGGGAAAGAUAAAUAAUUUAUAAUCAUCUUUACACUUUGCAAAGAAGAAUAUUUGAUUGAUGAUUACAAAUGUGCUUCUGAAGAAGUCUAAUAGAAUUACUUUAGUUAAUCAGGCAAUAUGUUGUAUACCAAUAUAGAAUUCACUACUAUAAAUCCAUCGACAUUUGAACCAUAAUAAUUUCUUAGAACUUAUCCAAUUUAUGUUCACUCUGAUGCAGAACUAUGCUCUUAAAUUACCUUACAUUACUAAUUAAAUCAUUACCAAAUAAAUAAGGCAUUUUUAUUAUCAAACGAUAUAGAAGAGUAUAAUUAUAUAUCAAAUUCUCUGAAUUAUCCAUAAUUUGGUACUAAGAGUUAUUGUGAUAAAACCUUUUUACCAAAUACUUAUGGAGUAUAUUGGAUACUAUUUUAAUAGUAAUAUCGUACAAUCUAAAUUGGAUAUCCAUCAAUUAGUGAAGUUUUUGCAGCAAUAGGAUCAAUUAUCAGUAUACUAUUUUCUGUCAAAUAUUUAAUAACUAUAUUAAAUUUAUCUUAAAUGAGAUAAUCUGUAUUAGAUGACAUUAUGAGACAAUAUUAUCCUGAAAUUAGAAGAUUUGAUAUCAUUAAAAACUUUUGGGGAAAAAUAAAAUCAGUUAAAUUUGAUGGUUUGUAAGUAGAAUUACCUAGUUUUUUAGCAUUUCAAAAAUAGAUACAUUCUUAAAUGGCUUGUAAAUUAAAUUAUAAAAAUCUAUUAUAUGAAAUGUCAAGAUUUUAAUUUAUUAUAAUGUCAAUCAAAAGACGAAAAGAGAUAGAAAAAGUUCAUAAUAUAGGAAUUAAAGUACCUAUGAGAUUAUCAGAUUCAGGAGAAUCAUAUGUUAUUUCAGAGGGUAUCUAAAACCAAUAGAAAACCCUUAAUUUUAGACACAUGAACACACUUUCAACUAAAUAUGAUAUAUUAUCUAUUAAUGAUGCAUUAAUAUUAAGUUAAGAUUAUAAAAAGUGUAUGUAAUAACCAGAAACUUAAAUUGGUUUGACAACUAAUAAUGUAGAAAAUGUUAAUGAUAAUGAGGAGAAUGAAAGAGAUUAAGAUUUCUAUGAUAUUAAUUAUGUUAAAUAGUAAGAAUUACAAAUAAAAAAUAAUCAUAAUGAUGAAUAAUGA